CUAUUUACCCGCAGACUUCGGCUGCCAGGGGUAGCAGGCGCUGCUCCGCGGGUGGCUUCCACGCGUGCCCGCUGUUCGUGGUUAGUGCGCGGGGUGGCGGGGCGAGGGGAAGACCGCCCGCGAGCCCGCGGGGCCGGGAACGUGUCCUCGGCAGUCUUGGUCCCGCUCCAUGCUCCGACCCCCGCCCCUCCACUGACGGCGCCCGGGCUCGUGCGCGGCGCGUCCCGGGGGUCGUAGAGCAGCCGCGCCUCGCUCCCGGCGCGACGAGGGCGCGGGUCGUCAAUGGAUCGCCACUCCAGCUACAUCUUCAUCUGGCUGCAGCUGGAGCUCUGCGCCAUGGCUGUGCUGCUCACUAAAGGAGAGAUCCGAUGCUACUGUGAUGCUGCUCACUGCGUGGCCACUGGGUACAUGUGUAAGUCUGAGCUAAGUGCCUGCUUCUCCAGACUUCUUGAUCCUCAGAACACCAAUUCCCCACUCACCCAUGGCUGCCUAGACUCACUUGCAAGCACAGCAGAGAUCUGCCGAACCAAACAGGCCCAAAACCACUCUGGCCCUGCCAUGCCCACUUUGGAAUGCUGUCAUGAAGACAUGUGCAAUUACCGGGGGCUGCAUGAUGUCCUCUCUCCUCCCAAGAGCGAAGCCUCAGGACAAGGAAACCGGUAUCAGCACGACAGUAGCAGAAACCUCAUCACCAAGGUGCAGGAGCUGACCUCCUCCAAAGAACUGUGGUUUCGCGCAGCUGUGAUAGCAGUCCCCAUCGCUGGUGGCCUGAUCUUAGUGUUGCUCAUUAUGCUGGCCUUGCGGAUGCUCCGAAGUGAGAACAAGAGAUUGCAGGAUCAGCGGCAGCAGAUGCUCUCUCGUUUGCACUACAGCUUUCACGGACACCAUUCCAAGAAGGGACAGGUUGCAAAGUUGGACUUGGAGUGCAUGGUGCCUGUCAGUGGGCAGGAGAACUGCUGUCUGACCUGCGACAAAAUGAGACAAGCGGAGCUCAGCAAUGAGAAGGUCCUCUCCCUUGUGCACUGGGGCAUGUAUAGUGGUCACGGGAAGCUGGAAUUUGUAUGACAACGUCUGUCUGAACCAUAAACUGCACCCUUGAAGGCCUUCUGAGUUCUGCUGACAGGAGCACUUUUAUCUGGAGACAGACUAACUCACUGAGUCAAUUUGGAGAAACGAAAUGGCCUCUGCAAAGGGGAUCUUGGCUAUUUCUUCUGAAGGAUUAUUUGCACAGACUCAAAUACAGUCAAAUGGAUUAAUUUGCUUUGAAAUUAUAAAAGGCAAAGAGAGGACUCUGCACACACUUUUCCAGGGUUCUUUGUAUCCCAGGGAUCCGUGACUGACUGAAAUAAACAGUGUGCUCUCUGUAAGCUCCUACAUCUCCAUUUAUUGUAAAAGAUUUUUUUUUAAAAUAUAUAUUUUUGUCCGAAAA
Molecule: messenger RNA, 1429 nt
Organism: Meriones unguiculatus (Mongolian gerbil)
Lineage: Eukaryota; Metazoa; Chordata; Mammalia; Rodentia; Muridae
Gene: Bambi
Product: BMP and activin membrane bound inhibitor
Exons: 3
Coding region: 283-1065 (260 amino acids)
Biological process (GO): negative regulation of transforming growth factor beta receptor signaling pathway; positive regulation of canonical Wnt signaling pathway; transforming growth factor beta receptor signaling pathway
Molecular function (GO): frizzled binding
Source: RefSeq, a predicted model, not a curated record